AUGAUAAGCAAGAGUAUUGAAUUCCUCACAGAUCGUCAAGCAAGCAAGCAAGAGGCACCUCAGAACACAAGCAAGCAAGAGACACCUCAGAACACAAGCAAGCAAGAGAGACACCUCAGAACACAAGCAAGCAAGAGACACCUCAGAACACAAGCAAGCAAGAGAGACACCUCAGAACACAAGCAAGCAAGCAAGAGAGACACCUCAGAACACAAGCAAGCAAGAGACACCUCAGAACACAAGCAAGCAAGAGACACCUCAGAAUACAAGCAAACAAGAGACACCUCAGAACACAAGCAAGCAAGAGAGACACCUCAGAACACAAGCAAGCAAGAGAGACACCUCAGAACACAAGCAAGCAAGAGACACCUCAGAACACAAGCAAGCAAGCAAGAGACACCUCAGAACACAAGCAAGCAAGAGAGACACCUCAGAACACAAGCAAGCAAGAGAGACACCUCAGAACACAAGCAAGCAAGAGAGACACCUCAGAACACAAGCAAGCAAGAGAGACACCUCAGAACACAAGCAAGCAAGCAAGAGACACCUCAGAACACAAGCAAGCAAGCAAGAGACACCUCAGAACACAAGCAAGCAAGAGACACCUCAGAACACAAGCAAGCAAGCAAGAGAGACACCUCAGAACACAAGCAAGCAAGCAAGAGACACCUCAGAACACAAGCAAGCAAGCAAGAGACACCUCAGAACACAAGCAAGCAAGCAAGAGACACCUCAGAACACAAGCAAGCAAGCAAGAGAGACACCUCAGAACACAAGCAAGCAAGAGACACCUCAGAACACAAGCAAGCAAGAGAGACACCUCAGAACACAAAAUGGCCAGAAAGUGUCCGAUAUUCCCUAGAAUGGUCAGAACGUGCCCCGAUAUUCCCCAGGAUGGUCAGAACGUGCCCCGAUAUUCCCCAGGAUGGUCAGAACGUGCCCGAUAUUCCCCAGAAUGGCCAGAACGUGCCCGAUAUUCCCCAGAAUGGCCAGAACGUGCCCGAUAUUCCCCAGAAUGGUCAGAACGUGCCCGAUAUUCCCCAGAAUGGUCAGAACGUGCCCUGA
Molecule: messenger RNA, 1065 nt
Organism: Procambarus clarkii (red swamp crayfish)
Lineage: Eukaryota; Metazoa; Arthropoda; Malacostraca; Decapoda; Cambaridae
Source: RefSeq, a predicted model, not a curated record